CAGCCAGCGAGCCAGCCAGCAAGCAAGCCAGCCAGAGGAGAGCCUGGAAGCGAGAGCGCAAGAGACAGAGCGCACACGCACACCCCGGCGCGCACUCGCACACAGCCCCACGCGGGGAGAGCUUUGGAGUCAUCGGGUUCCCUGGACGAGAUGCUGCUGCUGGUGAGGUGUCUGCUGCUGGCUCUGCUCUCCUCGCUGCUCGUGGGCUCGGCACUGGCGUGCGGACCGGGCAGGGGAUUUGGAAAGAGACGGCAUCCCAAAAAGCUGACCCCUUUAGCCUACAAGCAGUUUAUCCCCAACGUGGCCGAGAAGACCCUAGGGGCCAGCGGAAGAUAUGAAGGGAAGAUCUCAAGAAACUCUGAGCGAUUUAAGGAACUCACCCCCAAUUACAACCCCGACAUCAUAUUUAAGGAUGAGGAGAACACGGGAGCAGACAGGCUAAUGACUCAGAGGUGCAAGGACAAACUCAACGCUCUGGCCAUCUCAGUGAUGAAUCAGUGGCCAGGAGUGAAGCUCCGGGUGACAGAGGGCUGGGACGAGGAUGGUCACCAUUCCGAGGAGUCACUGCACUACGAGGGUCGUGCUGUGGACAUCACCACGUCCGACCGUGACCGCAGCAAGUACGGCAUGCUGGCCCGCCUGGCUGUGGAAGCUGGCUUCGACUGGGUCUACUAUGAGUCCAAAGCGCAUAUCCACUGCUCCGUGAAAGCAGAGAACUCAGUGGCGGCCAAAUCGGGCGGCUGCUUCCCGGGCUCCGCCUCUGUGCACCUGGAGCAGGGUGGCACCAAGCUGGUGAAGGAUCUGAGUCCUGGGGACCGCGUGCUGGCGGCUGACGACCAGGGCCGGCUGCUGUACAGCGACUUCCUCACUUUCCUGGAUCGCGACGACAGCGCCAAAAAGGUCUUUUACGUGAUCGAGACGCUGGAGCCCCGCGAGCGGCUGCUGCUCACCGCCGCGCACCUGCUCUUUGUCGCGCCGCACAACGACUCGGCCGCGGCGGGGGAGCCCCAGGUGCCGUCGGGCGCGGGGCGUCCGCCGCCGGAGGGCGCGCCAGAACGCAGGGCGCUCUUCGCCAGUCGGGUGCGCCCUGGCCAGCGCGUGUACGUGAUGGUCGAACGUGACGGGGACCGCCGACUGCUGCCAGCCUCCGUGCGCAGUGUGACGCUCCACGAGGAGGCCACGGGAGCUUACGCGCCGCUCACAGCCCAGGGCACCAUCCUCAUCAACCGGGUGCUGGCCUCGUGCUACGCUGUCAUCGAGGAGCACAGCUGGGCACACUGGGCCUUCGCGCCCUUCCGCCUGGCGCACGCGCUGCUGGCCGCUCUGGCGCCCACGCGCACAGACCGCACCGGAGAUGGCGACGGCGGGGGCGGCGGCUCCAUGCCCGUGCCUGCCCCGGGUGCGGGCGACGCCCCGGGCGCCACGGCCCCGGCGGGCAUCCAUUGGUACUCGCAGCUGCUCUACCAAAUAGGCACCUGGCUGUUGGACAGCGAGGCGCUGCACCCCCUCGGCAUGGCGGUCACGUCCAGCUGAAGCCCAGGGGCGCGGGCGGGGAGGGAGGUGGGAGG
Ochotona curzoniae (black-lipped pika) is the source of this 1568-nucleotide messenger RNA. RefSeq names its product sonic hedgehog signaling molecule (gene SHH). The transcript has 3 exons. The coding region runs from base 151 to 1533 and encodes 460 amino acids. Gene Ontology annotation, biological process: intein-mediated protein splicing; smoothened signaling pathway; cell fate specification. NCBI's taxonomy places the organism in Eukaryota, Metazoa, Chordata, Mammalia, Lagomorpha, Ochotonidae. The record is from RefSeq and is a predicted model, not a curated record. Gene Ontology annotation, molecular function: calcium ion binding; patched binding.